ACUCUAGCCACUGAACUCUAAAGAGUAUAGAGUUCACUGAUUUUGAUUUUAGCUCGUUGGACAAGAUAGAUCCACUAAUUUUGACUUUGAGGUUAUGAUUGUUAGAUUGUGUUUCUCGUAAUGAAAUAAGUAUAUUUAAUACAUUUUAUUAAAUAACAAAAUGUAUGAUUGAUAUCUUAAAUGUGUUAUUGAAUUAAUUCUGGUGUUGGUUUGUUAUAGUUUGAAAGAUAUUGAAUAUGUGGGCUGAUACAGUAUUGAUACUCUUCAUUUCCAUAUGCACAGCAUUGCUGGGUGAAGGUCUAACUUGGUUAAUGGUUUACCGUACAGAAAAGUAUCAGAAGCUGAAAUCGGAAGUAGAACGUCAGAGUAAGCGAUUGGAAAAAAGAAAAGAGGCUCAUGGAGAUUCAUUGGAUAAGCAGCACAAGAAGAAGAUUGAAAGAGAGGAAGAAAAGCUGAAAAACAACAACAGAGAUCUAUCUCUGGUGAAAAUGAAAUCCAUGUUUGCCAUCGGAUUCGCGUUUACAGCAUUACUCAGUAUGUUCAACAGCAUAUUUGACGGUCGUAUAGUUGCUCGUUUACCAUUUGUUCCAAUCUCCUGGCUUCAAGGCCUUUCACAUCGUAAUCUUCCUGGUGAUGACUAUACAGAAUGCUCAUUCAUCUUUUUGUACAUUCUUUGUACAAUGUCUAUUAGACAGAACAUCCAGAAGAUUUUGGGUUUCGCGCCAUCACGUACCGCAAGUAAACAAGGUGGUGGAAUAUUUGGACCUCCGCCUCAGCAAUUCAAAUGAUUGCAUUCGAAAAUGCAUUUUGUGUGAGCAUCAUUUCACAGAACCCCCCCCCCCCACAAAUGUUUGUUUGUACUGCAGUCAUAUCAGCUGUGUAUUGACAGCUUCCUGUAUUUAUUGUUUGUGUUAAUGUGAGUUGACGAGGGAUAUUACAAUAAGAUUGAAAACUUA
Messenger RNA from Nilaparvata lugens (brown planthopper), 956 nucleotides. Its product is annotated as calcium load-activated calcium channel. Gene Ontology annotation, molecular function: calcium channel activity. Gene Ontology annotation, biological process: endoplasmic reticulum calcium ion homeostasis. Gene Ontology annotation, cellular component: endoplasmic reticulum; cytoplasm; endoplasmic reticulum membrane. The transcript has 6 exons. Lineage: Eukaryota; Metazoa; Arthropoda; Insecta; Hemiptera; Delphacidae. The coding region runs from base 237 to 788 and encodes 183 amino acids. The record is from RefSeq and is a predicted model, not a curated record.